Messenger RNA from Castor canadensis (American beaver), 1651 nucleotides. Lineage: Eukaryota; Metazoa; Chordata; Mammalia; Rodentia; Castoridae. The record is from RefSeq and is a predicted model, not a curated record.
GAAUAUCAUCAUGGCCAAACCUUAUGAAUUUAACUGGCAGAAGGAAGUUCCUUCCUUUUUGCAAGAAGGAGCAGUUUUUGACAGAUAUGAAGAGGAAUCUUUCGUGUUUGAACCUAACUGCCUCUUCAAAGUGGAUGAAUUUGGCUUCUUUUUGACUUGGAAAAGUGAAGGCAAGGAAGGACAAGUGCUAGAAUGUUCCCUCAUCAACAGUAUUCGGCUGGGAGCCAUACCAAAGGAUCCCAAAAUUUUGGCUGCUCUUGAAGCUGUUGGAAAAUCUGAAAAUGAUCUAGAAGGGCGGAUAGUUUGUGUCUGCAGUGGUACAGAUCUUGUGAACAUCAGUUUCACUUACAUGGUGGCUGAAAAUCCAGAAGUAACUAAGCAAUGGGUAGAAGGCCUGAGAUCAAUCAUACACAACUUCAGGGCAAACAACGUCAGUCCAAUGACAUGCCUCAAGAAACACUGGAUGAAGUUGGCAUUUAUGACCAACACAACCGGCAAAAUUCCAGUUAGGAGUAUUACUAGAACCUUUGCAUCGGGGAAAACAGAAAAGGUGAUCUUUCAAGCACUCAAGGAGUUAGGUCUUCCCAGUGGAAAGAAUGAUGAAAUUGAGCCUGCUGCAUUUACUUAUGAAAAGUUCUAUGAACUGACACAAAAGAUUUGUCCUCGGACAGAUAUAGAAGAUCUUUUUAAAAAAAUCAAUGGAGACAAAACUGAUUAUUUAACGGUAGACCAAUUAGUGAGCUUUCUAAAUGAAGUAAGCUUUUUCAUACAUUAACUCCAUAAAGUCUGUGUGCAGUGGCUUGCCUCCUCCAGUGUCUUCAUUGCAUGCCCAUGUCAUAUCACCUUAUUUGCGUUGCUUCUGACCUGCUGAUCUUUCCAUGAUGGCUUUACCAGGUGCAAAAAUCAGCUGCUUCCCAUGUGUUAAUGUGCCUACAUGUUGGCUUUGCACACCGCUUUUUGUUGGUUUCUCGCUGUGAUGUGUAGCUCUGGUUCUGUGUGUAUGUGUGAAAUUUGUAAUAUAUUUAUUUAAUUAAAUGUGUCUGUGUUUUUGCAAGAUGAUAUUUAAGGUACUUUGUUUGCCUGUUGAUUUCAUUAAAUAGAGAAUGGAUUGAGUUUAUCACACUGUAGUUGGAUUCUCCAUUGCUAACUUUGUCUCAUACCUUUGCAUGGACUGGAAAGCUUUAUUUUUGUCUUUUAAUGGACUGCAUGUUAGAAAAAUAUGUAGGUUCAAAAAGAAUAUUUUGACAAGUAAAAUAUUUGAGUUCCUGGGUGAAAAUAUAGUGAGUCUUAGGCCAAUUGGAUUGCAGGUUAAUUUUUUUUAUUUUUUAUUUUUAUAACAGGCUCAGAGCUAAUUUUAGGACAUGAUUCACUUAACAACCAAAACUGGUUGACAAAAUUUGCUUAAGCACAAUGGAAAAAUGUUUUUGAACAAGUAAAGGUUGCAACUUUUAUUACAACCAAAAUAAACCUUUUUCAUUACAUAUACAAAAGAGUGCUUUCAGCAAAACCCACCAAGGCUAUUAUUAAUCCAAAAAGGAAAAUGUAGUUUUUCUCCAACACAUGAAUAAUAACAGUUUGAGUGAGGGACAGGAAAUAUGUUUUUCAAAAUAAUUUAAGUUAAUCAUCAUAACAUAUGAGAAAAAUGUUAGAA